This is a messenger RNA of Fusarium oxysporum Fo47, 1329 nucleotides long. RefSeq lists its product as uncharacterized. The record is from RefSeq and is a predicted model, not a curated record. The transcript has a single exon. Bases 1 to 1329 code for a protein of 442 amino acids. NCBI's taxonomy places the organism in Eukaryota, Fungi, Ascomycota, Sordariomycetes, Hypocreales, Nectriaceae.
AUGCGACGCAGAUUGCACGGAGAAGAGCCUUGGGAUGCUGGGAACAUCUGGGCCAUAGGCCGUGAGGAGUGUUGGAUGUUCCUCGCGCCUGAAAAGAAACAGCGGAUGAGAAUGCCGGUCCUUGAUUUGGAAGGCUAUAUGGAACCUUCAGACUUCUGCACGCAUCAUCUGAGUUUCGACGCUUUCAAGUUUCUCUGUAACUCAAUGGAAGGUGUCAAGAUCGACUCGGACGAAGGGACAAUUUUACAAUCGACCCAAUCGACGUUGCAGCAUUUACAGGGCCAAACCCACGUAGAGACGCUUCCCGCCGAGCUUCUGGCAGCAAUAUUUGAACUCCUCAAAGUAGAAGAGUUUAUGGCUUUGGCCUUGUGCUCGCAAACGCUCUGGUCUCAUGCCAUCAGGUGGGUAAAAGGUGGUUACAUCCGGUGGAAGAACAAAUAUUCCUGGGUCAACACUUCAAUAAUUUGCACUGUCGGGAGACUUCGCGUACUUCCCAAAGCGUUGCAACACAUAUUACCAAAAGCAACCCCUGAUGAUGAAGAGAGGGAAUCCGAGCAGACUGGCCAACUAUAUAACCUAGAGACAACUCGUGCAUCGAUCUGGUUCGAAGAAUCUGUGGAAAAUUACGAGAGUGUACCAUUCCCCUACGACUAUUCAUACGAAGAGGCAUUCCUCAGGCAGCUUGAAGGGGCUGUUAUCCCAGAAAGCCUCCACUUACCCAUGAAGGCCUGUUUGCCAACUCUUAACCUUGAACCUGGAAGCAAUUGGUUUUUGCGCAACCUGACCGAUCAAGAGUACAUAAGAAUGGAAGCUGUAGUCACCCCUGAUGACGAAGCCACUAUUUCGCUGCCAGGCCGUAAGUGGCUCACACUGGAUAUUCUUCUCCUAUGGGUCAUCAGUUGGAAAGCAGACUACAGAAAGAACAGAAAGACGACUUGGUCUUGGGAGCAGCUCGAAACCUUUGAAGGUUUCACUGAUCGAGAUCUCUCAGAUGCGUGCCAAGGCCCAGGCUACGGACCAAUGUGUUCCGACUUUUGGCCAAUCUGGGUCGGCCCUUGGGCUGGCCACAGACUAGACGUUAUUACCGAGGAAAGGUUGGAUAAUGGCUGGAAGGAUCGGACUGAGAACAUCACGAGAUUAGCCCCCCAAAUGCUGCGUGUAUUCUAUGGGCGUUCUCUUGCGAUGAAGAACGAACAUCAAGAGUACUGGGAAGAGGCUUUUAGGCAAGAUGGUGACCAAUGGAAGUUCAGGGAGUCAUGUCCACUUCCAUGGGAGGACUUUGACCUAGACUGGGACAAGCCAAAACAGAGAUUGUCUCGGAUCACGUGA